This is a messenger RNA of Chinchilla lanigera (long-tailed chinchilla), 5531 nucleotides long. It is a transcript of the gene Dcbld2, whose product is annotated as discoidin, CUB and LCCL domain containing 2. The transcript is spliced from 16 exons. NCBI's taxonomy places the organism in Eukaryota, Metazoa, Chordata, Mammalia, Rodentia, Chinchillidae. Bases 16 to 2145 code for a protein of 709 amino acids. The record is from RefSeq and is a predicted model, not a curated record.
CUCUCUGCAAUUACGAUGAGAGGUGAUGGAUGUGGACACACUGUGCUAGGCCCUGAGAGUGGAACCCUCGCGUCCAUAAACUACCCGCAGACCUACCCCAACAGCACCGUGUGCAAAUGGGAGAUCCGUGUCAAGAUGGGAGAGCGAAUUCACGUCAAAUUGGGUGAUGUUGACAUUGAAGAUUCUGAUUCUUGUCACUUCAGUUACUUGAGGAUUUAUAAUGGAAUUGGACUUGCCAGAACAGAAAUAGGUAAAUACUGUGGUCUGGGGUUACAAGUGAACCAUUCAAUUGAAUCAAAAAAUAAUGAAAUUACAGUGCUGUUCAUGAGUGGGAUCCAUAAUUCUGGACGAGGAUUUUUGGCUGCAUACUCAGUUAUAAAUAAACAAGAUCUAAUUACUUGUUUGGACACUGCAUCCAAUUUUUUGGAACCUGAGUUCAGUAAGUACUGCCCACCUGGUUGUCUCCUGCCUUUCGCUGAGAUAUCUGGAACGAUUCCUCAUGGAUAUAGAGACUCCUCGCCACUGUGUGUGGCUGGUAUACAUGCAGGGGUAGUGUCGAAUGUGCUGGGCGGCCACAUCAGCGUUGUCAUCAGCAAAGGCGUCCCGUACUACGGAGGUUCUCUGGCCAACAACGUCACGUCUGUGGUGGGACACUUAUCUACAAGUCUUUUUACAUUUAAGACAAGUGGUUGUUAUGGAACGCUGGGAAUGGAAUCUGGUGUGAUUGCUGACCCUCAGAUAACAGCGUCGUCUGUAUUGGAGUGGACCGACCAGACAGGGCAGAAGAACAGCUGGAAACCCGAAAAGGCCAGACUGAGAAAACCUGGACCUCCUUGGGCUGCUUUUGCCACUGAUAAAGAUCAGUGGUUACAAAUAGAUCUGAAUAAGGAAAAGAAGGUUACAGGCAUUGUCACCACUGGAUCCACCAUGGUGGAGCACAACUACUUCGUGUCUGCCUACACCAUUCAGUACAGCGCGGACGGGCAGCGGUGGGCUGUGUACAGCGAGUCUGGGGCGGAGCAGUGUAAGGUGUUUCAGGGGAACAAAGACUAUGACCAGGACGUACGUAAUAACUUUUUGCCGCCAAUUACUGCGCGUUUCAUUAGAGUACACCCUACCCAGUGGCAGCAGAAAAUCGCCAUGAAAGUGGAGCUGCUUGGAUGUGCGUUUACUCCUAAUGGUCGUCCUCCAAAACUCACUCAGCCUCCACCUGCUCAGAACAGCAAUGACAUCAAAAACACCACAGCCGCUCCCAAAGUAGCCAAAGGUCGUGCCCCAAAAUAUACUCAACCAUUACAACCUCACAGUAGUAAUGAAUUUCCUGUACACACAGAGCAAACAACUGUCACUCCUGAUAUCAAAAAUACGACCAUAACUCCAAAUGUAACCAAAGAUGCGGCGUUGGCUGCCGUUCUUGUCCCCGUGCUAGUCAUGGCCCUCACCGCUCUCACCCUGAUAGCAGUGUGCGCUUGGCACUGGAGAAGCAGAAAGAAAAAAGCUGAAGGCACCUAUGACUUACCUGCCUGGGACCGGGCAGGUUGGUGGAAAGGAGUGAAGCAGCUUCUCCCUGCCAAAGCAGUGGAGCACGAGGAAGCCCCGGUUCGCUACGGCGGUAGUGACGUGAAUCCCUUGACUCCAAGAGAGCUCAGCACGGUGCUGCAGACCGACUCCGCAGAGUACGCACAGCCCCUUGUGGGAGGAAUUGUGGGUACCCUUCAUCAGAGAUCGACCUUUAAACCAGAAGAAGGAAAAGCAGCAAGCUAUGCAGACCUGGAUCUGUACAACUCCCCGGUGCAGGAGGUGUAUCACGCUUAUGCUGAACCGCUCCCAAUCACCGGGCCUGAGUAUGCAACCCCGAUUGUCGUGGACAUGUCAGGACACGCCACAGCCUCCGCUGCUCUACCCUCCACGUCCACUUUCAAAGCUACAGGGAACCAGCCUCCCCCUUCAGUGGGAACUUACAAUACACUUCUCUCCAGGACUGAGAGCUGCUCCUCCGCCCAGGCCCAGUACGAUACUCCUAAAGGUGGGAAGCCAGGCCCGGCCGCCCCGGAAGAGCUGGUGUAUCAGGUGCCACAGAGCACACAGGAAGUAUCAGGGGCAAGAAGGGAUGGGGAGUGCGAUGUUUUUAGAGAAAUCCUUUGAAGAUGCUGCUGCUUUUUACAGAGCAUCAAUUUAAAGCACAUGCCUUUAAAAACACGACCAGUGGUGGUAAUAUAUAGAAUGUUAUUACGUAUCUGUCACUGAGGUGGGGAAUGUGGCCAAGGUACAGGAAACUGCUUAUCUUGCCGUCUUGUUUAAAGGUGUUACUGUGGCGCAGUUACCGCUUGCCUGUUAAGUUUUCAGCAACUUGUUUAUCACUACUGUAAAACACUAUUUUUAAUAGAAAGAGAUCCCUGCAGUGCACUUCAGAGAAACUGCAAGGCACUGAGUAUCUAUUACCAGUGCUGCAGGUACGUUAGUGAACUCGAGUGGGUUCCGUAAGCCUGAUGGGCGAUACGCACGGUACUGUUCUUGAAAUACCUGAUGGCUUGAACUUCUCCUUUCGUGAAAGGUGGGUACUGUUAUAUUUGCCUCCUUUUCUAUUCCUGUGUUGCAUCCUGGAUCUUUAAUAGUGAUGUGGCACUGUUUUGAUUGUAGCCGUACACAUUUCUGUCUUAAGGAGGUUGCUGGCUAGGAAGCUGACUUGUCACGAGCUGGGCCACUAACUUGUCGCUUGCUGACACUCUAAGAGCUUUAGCACCUCACGGUACCGGACCCGGGCUCCUCCCUGCUCCUUCCACCCGGGGCCCUCCGGCUGGCCCCAUUCUUGUUUAUAAAAUGUUCGUAUUUUUUUGUAGGUAAUGCUUGUUCUAUCAAUCUCAUGAAAUCAGACCCUGUGAUAUCUUUAAGUAUGUGUCUCUUUUUAGAAACCAGAAAAGGAAUUUCAAGUUUAGGAAAGAUGUAAAGAAGAUUCUCUUUCUACACUCAGAAGUUAUAUAAAUUACCUUGAAAACCAAAAAAAAAAACGUGACUGGAGUUGUCCUCUGGUUUUACACACACACACGCACACGCACCCAUACUUCUUGUCUCAAGGCGUUUUUUAUAAUUUUAGUCAAAUAAUUUUAAUUUCAGGUUUCGUCAGUAAAAUUAUUGUAAGAAGUAGAAGCCCAGUGUGUACCCUUCAGUUGGAUGUGGUUGUGCCUUCUGUGUAUAGUAAGAAUUUGGAGUAGUUCUUUGUGUCAGACCUCGGGAACAAGCGUAGUAGUAGCAUCUUAGCAAAUGAAGUUGGUAUCUCCUAGCAACUCCUAGUCACCAGUUGUUCAUGCCCUGCCCAGAACUUGUUUUAGAUGGGGUGAAUGAGAAAUCGUAUGCAAUUAUUUAUUAGCCUGUAGUACAAAAACCAUGUCUAAACAUCUUAGACUGGCAAGACAGCGUAAGUUCACUGUGUAACAAAAUUACAUAAACCUGACGUCCUCUUUUCCAUGAAUCUGGGCUGGUAAGACUUGAUGUAUAAACUACACUUUAAAAUGAGUGCUUGUUCGCAGUCCAUAAUGUUUACAUUCCUUGUGCAGAACUGGUUCAGGUGCAGAUGAGAAAAUCAGAUUAGAAAUAAAGAGUAAACGAGUGAGUAAGGAGAUAGAUCUUUCUAAGCUGUGCUUCCCUUUGAGGUUCUAGUCAUCUCUUCUGACUUCUGCCACCAGUUAGUUUUGUUUCCAGAAUUCACUAAAUUUGAAUAAAGAUGAACAGUAUUCAUUUUUCCUGCAUCCAUAGGUAUAUCAGUACUAUAUUCUAAAAAAUGCAUCAAAAAGGAGUUAUUUCUACAGCUUACCUGCCUUCUCCUAGUAUUUUGUUGGUUUUAUUCACAUUUGCUUUCCUUUUUCAAACUUUGAGGCACAGUUUCAGUCAUUGAAAAGUCAAUGCAUAUUUUGUUUCGAGAUGAUUGAAACAAAAAGCAUAGCUGUUGGGUUUUUAUUAAACCACAUAUGAACGUGUGAAGCACAUAUAUUAAUGCAGUUUGCUCCUUUCAAGUGGGAACAGAAGAAACCAAUUGCUUUAUUGUUUGUAUUCAUCCUUAGUACACAGAGAAUGUACUUUUUCUCAAGUUAUGAACCUGUUUAAAGCUUUAAGAGAUGUUUUUCAUGAUUUUCAUUUUCCCAGAGAAACUUGCUAUUUUGUCUAAUUCUGUGACCUGAUCACUUUUCCCUGAAGUUUGCUUUUUUUGUAAGUAAAUUUUCUGAAAUAAUGCAGUUUUAACACUUCAUAUUACCACUGUGCUGUCCUUGAACUACCAAUGGUUUUAAUAAAAUACCUAGUUUUUACUAUUUUUAUAUAUUUUACUUUUCAGAAGAAGAGCUGAGCCUGAUUCAAAUGGUUUUUCUUGUUUUGUACUUUUUAGUUUUUUCAAAAAGUAUUUUUAUGUUUGAUAUAUAUGAUAUUAUAUAUAUAUAUAUCAGACUAUAUAUAUAAGCAUACACACACACACACACAGCUUUGGAGACAAUCAAGUAACUGAAAAUGUGAAGAUAACCAUUUUUUGACAGAAGUCUCUUGAAUGUUUAUUCUUCGCUUGAAACAUUUUAGACUUUAAUCACCGUGGUUUGGUUUUUGCGUUUGGGUUUUCUUUUUCCACAGUGCAGUUACAGAAGUAGAAUCAGAAGUGCUAUGGCAAGUGUGGCCACUGGAGGUUUCCUAAAAUUAUGCUGAUUUGGGCCGUCACUUGAUUCGAGGAAGCAGCACCGUAAAUGAUACUGUUACUUCUGAUUAUCUUCUAUUAAACGCUGUAAUCCUAAAUCGAUUCUGUUGUAUGUGCCAGGACUAGCCAGCACAUGUUCAUGUUUCACUAUUUGCACUUUGCAUUAAACAGUGGGUUUAUUCGCUGAUGAAAGUGGUCCAGGGAGAGAAUUUAUGCAGAGUUAAAAGUCCGUCAUACAUACCUUGCCACCCCCGAGGGCCCAGGGCUGGGGAGCAGGCUGAGCGCGGCUUCAAAGCUGUGGAGUGGUAACGCUUGCGCUGCUCUGCCUCGGUUCUCCACCGCCACUGGGAGAGGAGAAGGACUGUCAGAGACGCCAUGUCAGGUGAGAGCAGAAAGAGCCGGUACGGGUGUGGGGCCUGAAAACUUUUCCUUUAACUCUACCAAGACCAGUCUCUGCCCAGGAGAAUAUUAGCUCAGCCUUUCGGUUUUGAACUUGAAGUCCCUAAACUGCAAAAUCCAAGUAUGAGUUGGAUGGUUAUUGAAAUACUUUCAGGUCAACUGUGGCACCAGUUCUCAUUGAAUCCAACUUACGACUAGUUUUCUUUUUGGCACUGGGAAAGAACAUGUAUUGAAGUAGGUAUUAGAAGUAAACAUGGUUUGGGUGUCAGUUGUAUUCUCCUAGAAUGUACUUUCCUUACCUCGGCAUGUACUGUAGUCACUCAGUAUUUGUAUAUGUUGCUAGAAUUUACAUUGUAUAAAUAGUGGGAUUUUAAUGUAUUCUUCAUGUUUUUAAAAAUUGUGUAUAUGUGUCUUGCUCGGAUUAUUUGGCUUAAAUAAACCAGCCUUGAAGUUUGUA